AAAAGAUAUAGAGACAUGCAGUUUUAAUCUUUUCAUAAUUUUACUGUUUAGUUUUCAAAUUCAACAUUUUGGCAUAUUUUAUUCGCGAGUUUGUUAGCUCUACAUGCAUGGAAAUAAUUGAUGAGCCCGUAAUGAUUGUCGCCGAUUUCAAGUGUGACUCCUCCGAACUAAACAGAUUGAGUGACCACGGAAAAUUCUGUCACGCUAGUCCUAUAACGACAGUCCCACCACAUUUUGAUUUUCUGAAACAUAAAACUCCCUCACCUUGAUCAAGCUGCAAUCGAAAAUUGGUCUGAAAAAUUUAGCUCCUUUACCAAAACGCACUACAAUUAAAACAAAGCAAAUAACAAGAAAGGAUGCCCUGUCGUUUCACGCUUCGUAGGCCCCGGGUCUCUGUGGAUAGUCACGCAAUGUGUUUGUUGUGUUGAUUGCGUGACUUGACGUAACCGACCGUGAAUGAACGCAUGUAGGACUCACGUCGUGACGAUUGCUCGCCCUAAUUUCUCGCCGGUGGUAUUUUUCGCUUCUUUUAUUGCCCGAAACAUCCAGGCAGCCAUGUUAAGCUGGUUGAAAGGCGAAGAAAAACCGAAGGUAGACACGAGCGAAUUUCACACGCCCGAAAGUUACCGAGGUUCUGAAGGUCCGCGUUACAAGGUUCUCGAACACAAAGAUGGUUACGAAGUUCGCUUGUACGAAGACUCCCACUGGGUCAAGACAAGAUUUGAGGAGGGGAACUUAGAAAACUGUUCCAGUACUGGAUUCUGGCGGCUGUUUAAUUACAUCAGGGGAGAGAACGAAGCUGGCAAGAAGAUUAGCAUGACUGUCCCAGUUGAAUCCCGAGUGGAACUCGACGACGAAGGGCAGUGCAAGGUCUUCACUAUGGGUUUCUACACCCCAGCUGAGCACCAGGCCGACCCUCCAGUCCCAAAAGAUAAAACGGUUUUUCACGAGAAAGUCGAAGGACGCGUUAUGUACGCGUUGAAUUUUCGUGGCUUCGCCAAGGAUAAAGACUGGAGGGAAAACGAAAAGAAGCUGAAAGAGCUGUUGGACAGGGACGGCAAGGGAUAUGUGAAGAACAUGUACGUCGCUGCCGGCCAUGACCCGCCAUUUAGGCUCUUUGGUCGCCAUAAUGAAAUAUUGCUGAUGGCAGAUCCUCAGCCUUCCUUAGAAGAGAUAAAGCCUAAAACAGAAGAAGAAUCUGCUGCGACAAGCGAAUAAAAAGUUACGUAACCAACUCGAAAAAGCGGCCGUGAGCCUUUGAUUUUCCACACCUCAAUGAUCACUGAUCUUGCUGCAGAUGUCGCAGUACAACUGAAAGAUGUCUUUGAUUUUGGAAUUAUUAACGAUAUUUAAACUGUGCAACUGAAUUGACUGAUUUCUCACAGGAAACUAAACUUUUUAAAACAAGAAAGGUGGUAAAUGUCUGAAAUGUUUUAUGGCUAUCUUUGUUUGAUUUUUUGUUGUUAAAUAUUAGGAACUUUUCGGUGUCCAGAAAAUGUUAUUGUAUCCUUUUGGAAUAGUAUCAAAAGGUGAGGAAACACUUUAUUUCCUGUAGAUAAUAAUAAAAUAAGGAGAAUUAAACUGAGGUGUAUAGGGAGAUUAUUAAUAAUGAGACGAAAAAAAAUCUAAAGGUUUAGUUUAUUCAAAGCUACAAAACUGCUAUGCAUGCAAAUGAAAACUAAAUUAUAGAUCAAUCAGUUUGAGGUACAAUAA
This is a messenger RNA of Orbicella faveolata, 1713 nucleotides long. RefSeq names its product heme-binding protein 2-like. Lineage: Eukaryota; Metazoa; Cnidaria; Anthozoa; Scleractinia; Merulinidae. The record is from RefSeq and is a predicted model, not a curated record.